GGACUAUUUUCUUUUUUAUUUUUUUAUUUUUUUUAUAUGAAAUGGUUUUGGAUGUUGUUGUUGCUUUUUCUCUGAUGGGAUCCGCCUCUCUCUCCUCUUUGUAAACGUUAAUCAUCCAUUAAACUUUCUCUCUCUACCUGAGUUCAAAGAAGGAAGCUUUCUUAAAACUGAAGGCCUUUUCUCUUUCUAAACUCAAAUGGGUCUGAGCAGACCUCACAAGGUUGGCAAUGGAGUUUCCACCAGAUGGGUGUCUUUCUUUUGCAUUCUCAGCUUCUUCUUGGGCGUUCUUGUCGUUAACAGGUUUUGGGACGUCCCCGAUACAGUCAAAAUGGAUGAGGAGGAGGCUUCCUCUAUCAAGAAACAUCAAUCAGGAGCCAUUCAUCCCAUAGUUAAUUGUGAUAAAAAGGAGGCUUCUGAUCAGGUGGGAGACAUCCUUUCUCAAGUUUCACAGACACACGAUGUGAUCAUGACACUAGAUAAAACAAUCUCCUCACUAGAGGUGCAGCUAGCUGCAGCCAGAGCUGCAAAAGCUGACAACAGCGACGAAGGAUCUCCAUCUGUUACAAAACCAGGAACAGAGAUAUUCAAGGAGCGGCCAAAGGUUUUCUUUGUUAUGGGAAUCAUUACUGCAUUUAGUAGUAGAAAGCGAAGGGGCUCGAUUAGAGACACGUGGAUGCCUCAAGGAGAUGAGUUAAAGAGGUUGGAGACAGAGAAGGGAAUCAUAAUACGGUUUGUUAUUGGACAUAGCGCAACUCCAGGUGGCGUUUUAGACCGUGCCAUUGAUGCAGAAGAAGCUCAGCAUAAGGAUUUUUUGCGACUGAACCAUGUGGAAGGCUAUCAUGAAUUGUCCUCAAAAACACAAAUAUAUUUCUCAACAGCUGUUGCUAAAUGGGAUGCUGACUUCUUUAUCAAAGUUGAUGAUGAUGUUCACAUAAAUCUUGGUAUGGUGGGUUCUACUUUGAGCCGCCAUAGAUCGAAACCUCGCGUUUACAUUGGUUGCAUGAAGUCUGGUCCUGUCCUGACACAGAAGGGGGCCAAGUACCAUGAGCCAGAAUAUUGGAAAUUUGGUGAGGAGGGAAACAGGUAUUUUAGGCAUGCAACAGGGCAGAUUUAUGCACUCUCCAAAGAUUUGGCCACUUACAUAUCGGUAAAUCGGCACAUACUUCAUAGAUAUGCAAAUGAAGAUGUUUCUCUGGGUUCUUGGUUUAUUGGUCUUGAUGUUGAGCACAUCGAUGACAGAAGCCUUUGCUGUGGGACUCCUCCAGAUUGCGAGUGGAAAGCCCAAGCUGGAAAUGCUUGCGCAGCAUCAUUUGAUUGGAGCUGCAGCGGCAUUUGCAAAUCGGUGGAGAGGAUGGAAGAAGUGCACCAGCGCUGCGGGGAGGGCGAUGGAGCUAUCUGGCACACCAGCUUCUGAAACUUGCUCACUCUUCUUUGGUGGUUGUAAUAUAAAAUGUUUAUCUUCUUGUAACAAGUCAAAGAAGAAAAAGAAAAGGAAAAAAAAAAAUCAGAGUUGAGAGUAGCACCUCCUGCCCCAUUUUUGCUUUUUAA
Molecule: messenger RNA, 1548 nt
Organism: Morus notabilis
Lineage: Eukaryota; Viridiplantae; Streptophyta; Magnoliopsida; Rosales; Moraceae
Product: beta-1,6-galactosyltransferase GALT31A
Exons: 11
Coding region: 197-1414 (405 amino acids)
Cellular component (GO): Golgi membrane
Molecular function (GO): hexosyltransferase activity
Source: RefSeq, a predicted model, not a curated record